UAUUAUAUUAUAUUAUAAUCAUUAUUAUACUCGUCAAUUUUAUUGUUUUUCUAAAUUCGUAAUAUUGUUUUCAUGUCAUAUGUAAACAUCGUAAUCAUCUCCAUACAGUAAAAUACGUAUUGUCAAUACAGAUAUGAAAUAACUUAAAUUUUCUUUAUUAUCUUAUAAGUUUGUGAUUGUCAAUGUAGUUGCAAUAAUUUUUUUGUUUUUUCAAAAAUGAUAACCAGUAAUGUUUCUAUUACAGAAAAAUACAAAAAUAUUAUAUUGCGCCAUAACGUGCACUUGACAUUAACGAUUGAAAAAAUAGCGAUAUUAUGAAUGUUGUAGUUUUUGAGGUUCAUCGACUACAGCCUUUCUAAAAUAUGUCUUCAACUCUAAUCGCCGUCUUCGCUCCAUACUGACGUUGGAUUCAAUAAUAUGAAAACUCUAAUAUACUGUUGUGGACCAGAUCGUACAUUUGCAGUUUGAGUAUUUUGACAGAAAAUUUUUGGAUCAAAAAUGUUUUGCGGUAACGGCUUUAGGAGGCUAUGUAUUCAAACGCGCAGCUUACAUAUGCUGUCGUAUAGAAAACCUAAUCGAUUUUCGUGUACCAGUCACAUACCUUUUCCUGUCUAUAAGUACCGAUAUCCACUCGUUGGUAAAAAUGGAAGCAAUCGUUUGCAGUCAAGUGAAAGAUAUUUUAGUGUUUCACCUGUUAACCGUCUUCCAUUACCUCCAAUAGCGGCAAUAGUGUUGCGUCCAGUUGCCAAGUUUUUUGCUAUGAUGUUAGGAAUACGUAUUCGACGCUGGUGGUCAAAGCUGAGUGCAAAGGAGAAGCAACAGUUCUGGAAUAACGUACACAAACGUCGAAAGCAAAUAACUGCUGCCAUAGCUAGUGUAAUUGGUUUGUUUCUCGUUUACUGUGCUGCUCACAUGGAGUUUGACCCAAUUACUGGUAAACGUCGAUUAAUUUUGUUUACACAUCAACAAAUGGUAGAGCUGGCGAAUUCAAUUUCCAAUGAAAUAUUGAGUGAAAACAAACAAGCUGUGUUACCUACGUCACAUCCGCUUUACAAACGAGCUUUAUCCUUAGCAAUGCUUGUAAUUAAUGCCAAUAAGCCAUAUGACCGCUUACAAAAUCGAAAAUGGUCUCUGAUAGUUGUCAAUGAUCCAAGAAUUAACGCUAUGGUUUUGCCAAACGGCAUGAUAAUAGUCUUCUCUGGGUUACUAUAUACUGCUAAUGAUCAACAAGUAGGUGUUGUUUUAUCACACGAAAUUGCACAUUGUUUCCUUGAUCAUCAUGCGGUACGUUUGAGUCGAGAACAUUUACUAGAAAUACUUUGGCUUGUACCACUUACUAUAAUGUGGGCUGUGUUUCCAGUACCAGAAGCUAUUUUGGGUUACUUAUUUGGUCAUUAUUUUAAAAAUAUAGCUAUGUUGUUGCCAUAUGAACGUGAACAGGAAGUCGAAGCUGACAAGUAUGGUUUGAUGCUAGCAGCUAAUGCGUGUAUUGACGUUCGCCAGGCUCCUAUUUUCUGGAGAAGAAUGGAAAAGCUUGAUCCAAAUAAUAAAGAAACAUGGUGGUUGUCCACACAUCCGUCUCAUAGUAAACGAGUCAAAUAUAUUGAAGAUCUUUUACCGUAUGCGUUACAAUUAAGACAACAAAAUGGAUGUCCGUCCCUAGAUAGAAGUUACUGGUCAAGAUUUUCAUUGUUUUAACAAUAAUUAAGAAUUGUAGUCUAAAAAUUAUGAAUUACUUUGGUAAUUAUAUUGGUGCUUUUAAUUAUAUAGCUUAAUAUACAUAAUUUUGUCAUGAAUGUCAUGAAUAAUAAUCAUGGUAUUUUUAUAAAUUUUAAAUCAUUUGUGACAUUUUAUGUACAUAAUAUAAUUCUAAAUACUUACCAUUAUACUCAUAUAAUUAUUGUUAUUAUUAUCUUUUGUAAAUCAUGUGUGUUAUUUGUAUUAAUUAUUUAAAUUGUAAAUUGUGAAAUUGUUGUAUAGGGCUAUAAAUAAAUAUAAAUAAAAUAUAAACUAAUGUUACCAUAA
Messenger RNA from Aphis gossypii (cotton aphid), 2025 nucleotides. RefSeq names its product metalloendopeptidase OMA1, mitochondrial-like. Gene Ontology annotation, molecular function: metalloendopeptidase activity. Bases 499 to 1698 code for a protein of 399 amino acids. Gene Ontology annotation, cellular component: mitochondrial inner membrane. Lineage: Eukaryota; Metazoa; Arthropoda; Insecta; Hemiptera; Aphididae. Gene Ontology annotation, biological process: mitochondrial protein processing; protein quality control for misfolded or incompletely synthesized proteins. The transcript is spliced from 2 exons. The record is from RefSeq and is a predicted model, not a curated record.